AACGGGAUGUAAAAAUCUAUUUCAUGUUUGCACAUCUGUAAGAAAGCGGAUGAAGUCAUUGGUGUGUCGGUGAAUUUAAAAAUAGACAGAACGACAAGAGAUUUGUGUGAGAGAGAGGUGAGUGAGAAGAGAGAGACACAGAGAGGGAGGGAGAGGGGGGAGUAAGUCUCAGCCAAAGAUCAAGAGUCUGCAGCAGAGAUACAACAGAAACAGAUGCACCUGAAAACAGCAAGUAUUUCACUACUUUUAAGGUAAAAUAACAUGUUUUUUGUGUUUGUGCAUGGCUAAUUGUUUUAGCUGUAAAUACUAAUAUAAGCUUUUAAUUUAAUGUUGCAAAAUGUAUAAUUUAUUAGUUUUAUUUAUUGAUUCAUCUUAUUUUAUAUUAAGCUUUUGAUGAUGAAAAGGAUUUAACAUAUUACAAAUUAUCUUAAAUAAACAGCCGAGUUGACGCUGAAUAUGUGUAGUCAAUACUACAGUCACAACCUCAUGUAGCAGCACAUGUCUUUAUUCAUGCAUGCUCUGUACACUUGCAUUGCACAUUGUUUUGUUUGUUGUUUUUGUUUUUUUGCUGUAUAAUUUUGACCAAACCGCUCUUGUCUAAGCUGAUUGUUCCCUUCAGUGUUAGCUGUGGUUGAGCACCAUAGGAAAUCCAUCAGUGUGCGUCACCUCUUUGCCCCGUAACCCGGGGGACACGCUGCUCUCCUCUGCUGCCGGACCCCAUCCUGAGUCUUCAUGGAUCUCAUGGAGUUGGGAGACACGGGCGGCAGCUGUGACGAGACCAACUGUGGCCUCGGGUCCGGCUUCAUAGAGGACUGCUCCGACCCAGACUGCCACUGGGACGAACCCAUGUUUGGACUGAAUGAACUAGUUUGCGUGACAGUGAUUUACAUUCCACUGAUGCUGUUUGGCCUCCUGGGAAAUAUACUAACAAUCAUGGUGGUCUGGCUGCGACCACACAUGAGAAGCUCUACCUACCUGUACCUGAGCAGCAUGGCUGUUAGUGACCUGCUCAUACUCCUGCUGCUGCCUCUGGAUCUGUAUAAGCUCUGGAGGCCCAGACCUUGGCCUUUGGGGGACCUAGCCUGUAAACUGACCAUGUUCCUCUCGGAGUGCUGCACCUUCUGCACCAUCCUCCACAUCACCUUCCUCUCCCUUGAGAGGUACCUGGCUGUCUGCUGGCCAAUCACAGCCAAGACACUGGUCACGCGGCGCAGAACUCGGACUGUCAUUGGCUGCCUCUGGGUGGGUGCAGCCAUCAGCGCCGCUCCAGUGUUGGCCAUGGUUGGAGUCGAAGAAGUUGGCGGAGAGGAGCUCAGCCAAUGGAGGGAGGACGGAUGGUUUACCAGUGGGGAAAGAGAACAAAGUGGAUUUAUAGUAGGUGGAGGAGAAAGAGGAAGAGGACACGUGGCCUCGGUGGAUGGAGGAUUAGAGGGAAUACAGUGGGGAGAAAAAGAGGAGGACGGAUUGGGUGAACGAGUUGGGGAGUUGAAAUGGUUCGAGGAGAACAAACCAGAAGAUGUAAAUGAAAGGAACCGAGGAGAAGGAGUCGAAGUUAAAGAUGAAAAACAAGCAGAUGGUGAAAGAGGAAAGAUGGAAUUUGAGGAAGAGCAGCAAAAUAAUGACAAGGAAGAUGAAGGACGUGGAAGAGACAUCGACAGGAGGGAGUGCCGGUGUACGCACUACGCCGUCACGUCCGGCCUAUUGUCGGCCAUGAUGAUUCUCUCAAACUUGUACUUCCUGGUGCCUCUAUGCGUUCUGGCACUGGUGUACAGCCUGAUUGGACGGACACUGUGGCUUCGUCCAAAAAACAGUCGUAGAGACCAGACUCACCGACACACCGUUAAAAUGCUCGGAGUGAUUGUCUUGGCGUUCGUCCUGUGCUGGCUUCCUUUUCACGUCGGUCGGACGAUAUUCUCUCUGUCUCUGGGCACCGGUACUGACAGCCAGGAAACAUAUGUGGACAAUUACUCACACCCAGACAUGAACACGCCCUCUGACGUCAGUGUCGACAGCACAGAUAUUAACAAUCACAAUCUGGGUGCAGACCACAGAAGCACAAAUACAACUACACACCACCUGGUGAAUAAGACAAGCAUGAACGAAACACCUGGUCAGACCUUGCCUAUCCACUUCUACGACGAUGAUGCACACACCGACUUCAACAACACAUAUUCACACCCGGACGCACACUUGUACUUUUUAUACUACCUUUCUCAGUACUUUAACCUGGUCUCCUCCGUCCUCUUCUACCUCAGCGCUGCGAUCAAUCCUUUAAUGUACAACCUGAUGUCAGCCAGGUACAGACACGCUGUGCACAGCCUGGUACACAAACACACUCACACACAGGCUUACCGCCUGCGCACACUCACAACUCGACACUCCACCACCACUUUGUAAGGAACGGGCACUGUCUGCACAGAUGUGGAUGCAUGCAACGGAUGCAAAAAAAUAAAAAAUGAAUGUUUUUUUAAUUGCGCUGUAAAAAAAAGAAGACAAUGUGAUUAUAAGAUGACAACUGUUACAUUGACUUCAGACAGUUCCAGUUGUUUCAAUGAUGGUUUUGAGGCACAGCACAAAUUUUGAUUUACCAUGCUAAGCUGUUAAGCUAUUAGCCUUGUUCAUUCAGAAAUAAGCAGCAAAUUGCAGGGCUGAAAAAUGAAAGUGUCAAAAAGUGCAGUUCCUCCAAUGGCCACUAGAGGUUGGCUCCAAAUGUGAGUCAAUCACCUUUGACCUCCAUGUUAUAAACGUCCAAAUCUGCAGCAGAAACAACCAUGUUUAGCACCUGGUACUGGGUCUUCAUAGCUAAUCCCUCUCAGUUCAUGACAUUAAUUGUUAUAUAACUCAUCUAUUUAAAUCAUACAUAGGCUUAAGUAAGUUGUAGUCAGUCGCUGCCAAGAUGGCGGCGCCCAGAGACGCUGCACUGAGCUUCAAAACCUUUUAUUUAUAACCAAUGGUCUAAAACUCUGCAUAUCGGCAUUAGUUACACUUACAUAACACUUUUUAUGUCAUUGUUAUGUGAUUAAUAUAAUUUAUUAAGUCUAGUAACAACGCAAACAUACGUUGUUAACACUGCUUCUAUCAAAUAUGACUUAACAUUUUUUUUACAGAAGAUACACUUCACUCUGUUUUCUCGCUUUCACCUAAUAUUCCAUCAUUGUUGUUAAAAUGUUAGUUAUAGCUGCUCAAAAUAAAGUGUAUGACAUGUGACGUGGACCCGAUUUGGGUUGAGAAAUGUGACUUAUCGCUUUUGUGGUUGCAUAAUUAGAAAACACAUGUUAAUAUAUGUAACGUAAUGAGUUGUCCAACUCUUACCUGGACACCAUUAUUAUUAUUAUUAUACUUCCAAAGAUAAAACAUUUGUUGGAAAGAAGGCAUCUUCCAGGACUUUAUUCUAUAUUAUAUAUAUAUAUAAUUCUAACAUGCUAACAAUUUUUGAGGCAUUUAAUGUGUAUGUAAAUACAGUUUAAUCACAGUAAAAGCAGCCUGCUGAGAAUAUACAGUAUAUCCAAGGAUGCACACACACACACAUACAUACAAACUGAACAGGGCUAUCAUUUUGACUGAUGUAGUUUCAUACAGGCUGAUGUGUUUUGAUGUCAUUUAUAUUACAUUACGUGUAGGGACAUGCCAGAUCCUGAUAUAAAAGACUUCUUUUAUUGUUAAGUAUUGCCUUUGUUAUAUCCGUUCAUCAUCACAUCUAUUACAUAAUUUUUUAUUUUUUAUUUGUUUAUUUUUUUGAGGGGGGGUUUCAAGGCUUUUAUAGUAAUUCUGUCUGAAAUGUUAAGUGGGUCACAACAAAUAAAGGUAUAUAUUUAUCUUAUCUUAGUUUAUCUGAUUCAGUUGGCGUCCUCUCAGCAGGAGACACGUUGAGUUUGGUGGACAGACUGGUCUUCAGCUGAGGGACAAUUGAUUGUAUCAGCAUCGGGGCCAUUUCUGUUUUCAGAUCAAGUCCUUUUUUAUAAAAGCCCCAAAUGUAAUAAAGAGAUUUACUUCUGUGCGACUGUUAUGUGGUGAUCACACAUAUAGAUACUUUUUUAUUUAUUUAUUGACUUUAUCUGCUGUGUAAUAAUAUAAAAUGUUGGCUUCUCAUUAACUUGUGUCUUCUGUUAAAAACAUGCACACAAACAUACUGACGUUACAUUGUAGGAAAAACUCAACAAACGUGAAUA
Messenger RNA from Mugil cephalus (flathead mullet), 4169 nucleotides. Its product is annotated as growth hormone secretagogue receptor type 1-like. Lineage: Eukaryota; Metazoa; Chordata; Actinopteri; Mugiliformes; Mugilidae. Gene Ontology annotation, cellular component: plasma membrane. Bases 733 to 2397 code for a protein of 554 amino acids. Gene Ontology annotation, biological process: G protein-coupled receptor signaling pathway; hormone-mediated signaling pathway. Gene Ontology annotation, molecular function: growth hormone secretagogue receptor activity. The transcript has 4 exons. The record is from RefSeq and is a predicted model, not a curated record.